AACACGCUUCAGAGCAGAGAUAUUCCGGUUGCCUGUUUCAAAACGUCAUCUUAGGCGAUCCGUUUAUUCCUGAAGAUAAUUUCUGUAAAUACGGUUCGCCGCCGAGCGAAGGUGGUGAUGAGAAGGAAUCAUUUAUAAUGGCGUCAGCGUUGGAACAAUUUGUGAAUAACGUGCGGACGCUAUCGAAACAAGGCAAUUUUCGGGAACUGAAGGAAGAGAUAAUAACAAAAAACACCGACGUUCUUAUUAAAAAUGGACAACACUUAGAUAAUGUACUUGAAACCUUAAACCUCCAAGAGCAUUCAUUAGGAAUCCUAGCCGUGCUCUGUGUGAAAUUCACGCUGCUCAAUUCGAAUGGUACAACCAACGCCGAUAGUUACAAGCCAUUAUUUAAUCAGGUUCAAGAAUUCAUUAUCGGUUGCAAUGGAGAACAAGUCAGAUUUGCUUCUGACAUAUAUGCAGAACUGUGUCACUUGUUUACUCAAACGUUGGUCGAACUCCAAAUACCUUUACGUGGCAUCGAACUGUUGCGUAGGGCAAUACGCAAAAUACAAUUAUUCGACAGCCAGCUCACGUCGAUCCACGCGGACCUCUGUCAGCUCUGUCUGCUGUCGAAGUGUCUCAAGCCGUCUCUAGAGUUCCUCGACAUAGACGUCACUGGGAUCAGUCAAGAGGAGGGCCAGUUCGACUCGAAAUAUUUUUUACUCUAUUAUUAUUACGGUGGAAUGAUCUACACAGCGUUGAAGAACUACGACCGGGCGUUGUACUUCUUCGAGGUCUGCGUAACGACGCCCGCCAUGGCGGUCAGUUACAUCAUGUUAGAGGCCUAUAAAAAAUACAUUCUGGUCUCUCUGAUACUGCACGGGAAAGUGUUGAAUCUGCCGAGGUACACCAGUCAAGUAGUCAAUAGGUACAUCAAACCUCUCGGUCAACAGUAUCAAGAACUGGCGAACGCCUACCAGAUGAACAGCUGCGAGGAAGUGCAGAAUAUUAUUACCAAAUAUCAACAACUUUUUACGAGAGACCACAACAUGGGCCUCGUCAAACAAGUACUCAGUUAUUUGUAUAAGAAGAAUAUACAAAGGUUGACGAAAACCUUUUUGACUCUUAGCUUAAGCGAUGUGGCGAGCAGAGUCCAAUUGUCUGGACCUGCGGAUGCCGAGAAAUAUAUUUUAAACAUGAUAGAGGACGGAGAAAUUUUCGCAACGAUCAAUCAAAAGGACGGAAUGGUAGUAUUCCAUGACGAUCCGGAGAAGUACAAUUCGCCGGAAAUGUUGGCGAAGUUAGAAAAGGAGAUGGCAGCGUGUAUGGAAUUGGACAAACGUGUUCUCGAGAUGGAGGAGGAGGUCGUCCUCACGCCGCAAUACGUUCGGAAAGCUUGCGGGCAAAACGAUCAGGACGACCAGACGGCUGGACCCGCUCCAACGAACGUAACGAAUGUGCAGGGUCAAUCCAAACAUAACACCUAUCCUAUGUAACAUACACACAUCGUUGUGCGUUAUCUUUAUUAAAAAAAAAAAAAAAAGAAACGAAAUCGAAAGGGAGAACGAAUCUUGUCCAACGUGAAAACUCGAAAUUCAUAAGCCUGUUUUGGAUGAGAACGAAAUUUGGCUAGACAUCGUCUAUUUUGUAUAGAAUACAAAAAUUAUUAUAAUCAUUAUAUCGAAACUAAUAAAAUAUGAUUUUUUAAAAAAAAAAGAAACUUAUACACCGGACGCAGUGUAGAAUGGGAUUUAAUAUCAUUUCCCCUGACAUCCGAAACAGGCUUUGUAUCCAAGAACUGGAGAGUGCAUUGUACAAUGUCAUAGUUAGAACGUUGUGAUACAUAGCAAGAAAGAGACGAUCACAUUUACGAUAUAAAAGAUUCGCGAACUGUACACGUUUGAUGGGCAUUUUCCAGGGAGUUCAAUGAUCGAUCGAUACAGAUAAUGCACCAACAGAACAUGUACAUAUAUAUAUUUCUAAAAAUAAGGAAAAUAACAGAA
Molecule: messenger RNA, 1985 nt
Organism: Ceratina calcarata
Lineage: Eukaryota; Metazoa; Arthropoda; Insecta; Hymenoptera; Apidae
Gene: CSN3
Product: COP9 signalosome subunit 3
Exons: 4
Coding region: 138-1478 (446 amino acids)
Biological process (GO): ubiquitin-dependent protein catabolic process
Cellular component (GO): COP9 signalosome
Source: RefSeq, a predicted model, not a curated record